Molecule: messenger RNA, 3323 nt
Organism: Polyodon spathula (Mississippi paddlefish)
Lineage: Eukaryota; Metazoa; Chordata; Actinopteri; Acipenseriformes; Polyodontidae
Product: CASP8 and FADD-like apoptosis regulator
Exons: 10
Coding region: 338-1753 (471 amino acids)
Biological process (GO): proteolysis; negative regulation of extrinsic apoptotic signaling pathway via death domain receptors
Molecular function (GO): cysteine-type endopeptidase activity; protein binding
Source: RefSeq, a predicted model, not a curated record
GAGUUUCCAGUAUGAGUGAACAGUAUGAGUGGUACAUUCUAAAAUAACUAAAGACUUACUCACAUCCUCUAUACAGGCAAAAUACCAGAAACCUUACAUCACCAGCUGGGUGAAACGAAACCUGCAUUUCAUCCAGUAUUACUCUACAGCCUACGCAAUAGCCGAAAUUGAUAUAGUUUAAAAUGUGUGCUGCUGAUAGCUUUCAUAUUGUUUCAUUUUUUACCGACGCCGCAGUUAAAGCUACACAACAGAGUGGUAUCGAAGUGUGGAACAGUGGGUAAUGGAGUCUUGGAACAUAUAAUGAUGCUGGUUUAGUUUUCCUGACUCACUUAUUACAAUGGCUGAAGGACAGUUAUCAUUAAAAAUCAACUGGAUCUAUGAAGAACUCUCCAGCGAUGAAAGCCAAACGUUAAUCUAUUUGUGCCGCGAUCUUGAUGGAGGCUGUUCGAAACAAGACGUGAAGGAAGUUUUGAAAUCACAGAUAAAAAGUGGAGUGCUAGACCAUCUAGUUCUGGCUGAACUGCUGUACAGAAUCAAAAGAUUUGACCUUUUGAAAAAGAUACUAAGUUCAAAUAAAAAACAAGUGAAAGCUCUUUUGGAAAGUAGUCUGUGCACUGUUUCUGCUUACAGGGUGCUCAUGGCAGAAAUCAGUGAAGACCUAGAUAAAGAAGAUUUGCGUUCACUAAUAUUUUUAUUAAAUGACACUAUACCAAAAGGGCGGCUUGAUAAAGCUACAGGCUUCCUUGAUGUGGUGAUUGAGUUGGAGAAGCAUGAUAAAGUCUCACCUGAUAAAGUGGAAUUAAUAGAGCACUGCCUGCAUCACAUCCACAGGAAAGACCUCAAGAAGAAGGUGCUGAAGUACAAGCGCAGCAGUCAAGUUUCACAUCCAAACGUUGCCUCACACAAUCAGAGGGAAAAAUGUUUGGGUCUUUCUCAUUCACAAGAAGCUGCCAGUGCACCACCUCUUCCUGCAAGAAUCUAUCAAAGUCCUGCUGGAGCCCAAGCUGCAGAAAACAUCAAAGUUUCCUUUUCAGUACCUGAAAUGGGAAUGCAGAACCCUGAAGAAGUAUACAGAAUGCAGAGACGUCCUUUUGGAGUGUGUUUAAUAAUAGACUGCGUUGGCACUGAUGGAGAUAUGCUAGAACACACCUUCAAGAGACUUCACUUCCAAGUCAUCCUGUACAAGUGGUUAAGCCUAGGUGACGCCUGUUCAGUGUUGAAGGAAACAGCUAGGAUGAGAGAGCACAGGAACUCAGACUGCUUCGUCUGUUGCAUUAUCAGUCGGGGCAGCUCCACCAAGAUGAUAGCCACUGAGAAAGAGGGUCCAGGCAUCGGCUUUGACACAAUAAAGCAGCUCUUUACUGUGGAGCACUGCCCGGGCCUUUCGGGCAAACCAAAGCUAUUCUUCAUCCAGAACUACACCGUUCCAGAGCACUGUGACUACAAUGACGUGGAGGUUGAUGGGUCUUCUGUUGCCAGUAGGGUAGAGUAUAUCCCUAAUGAAGCUGAUGUUUUUUGGAGCUGCUGUAAUACUGACGCUUGCACCCUUGAAAAAGUGCAUCAUCGGUCAGAAUACCUACAUGCUCUCUCAGCAUCUCUACUAAGGGGACAGAAAAGAAACAGGCAUCUCAUUGACAUCCACACUGAGGUGAACAAUGUGAUCUACGAGAAAAACAGACAGCAGCACGGAGAGACCUACACCAUGGAUCUGCGCCACACUCUGCGCAAGAAACUGCUCUUUCCUCUAAAUUAGAUACUUAAUAUGGGCCGUAUUUAUUUACUGCUCAGUUAAGAAGUGUUUUGUGGUAUUAUUUCCAACUAUAGAGUUGGGCUAUCUGUAUAUUUAAUAUUUAUUUUGUACAGUAGAUACUGUAGUUCUGCAGCUAUGAGAGACUGGCUGGUCUUUCCUUAAAAGAGUGAAAAGCAUCUGAUGGCGUCUUUCUAUGUGUUUUAUACAUUUAUCUAUUCAACAAAAAAUAGUUUGCCAUUGGUGUUGGCUUUCAGAGCAGUGCACUUUUAUACAGUCUAAGAAAGUUCUGUUUAGCAAUAGUAAGUUAUGUUUAGCAAUUUUUUUGGCUCUGGGACUAAAGCUAUAACUCAUUUUUGGGUACACAGUAUUGUCUCAGUACUUUUAACCAUAGAUAUAAUAAAUCCAUGGACAUUUUGACACUUGGGUCAUGUAGAAUGCAGGUUCAAUUGGAAUAGUUUUGGUUACUGGGUGAAAAACAAUACAGAGCAAAGACUUCAGUGAAAUUCUAAUCUCUUUAAAUGGACUGGACAAGUACUGAAGAAGUUCUGGAAGGGUAGUGAAAGUCUUGAAGUUAGUGAGGAAGUGUUGAUGGGUGAUUGUCUUCAAUCAGAUACUUCUCAAGUGAAUAUCUCUUUUAGAACAGGUAAAAACACACUGUAUAGUUUCUUUAAUGUAUUGAGAGGUGUUGAGGGGAUACAGGAAGCAUAGAGAUGGAAACAAUAGCUUUGACGAGAGUGAAGAUGUACAUUGUAGGUAGUAUGAUUGCUUUAGCAGCUGUACAGUCAUGUAAUGUAAUCUGAGUAGAGUUGAAUGGAUUGUGGAGAUAUUUCCCUGAUGUAAAGUAGAUUAUGUCAGCAUUAAAUUAUUUUACAAAACUGACUGCACAUUCCCUGUCCUGGUUUGUAUACUGCAGUGCUGUGUGAGAUUCAGUUGCUGGUUUUUUGUUUUGUUUUUAGGUGUAUAUUAUCUAGUAGUUACAGAUACUACAGUGCAUGACCAAAGUUUAAGCAAUAAGACACAUUGUGACUGUAAUUUAACAGCAAUAAAAACCUUAACGUGUCUGGUGUGAUGACAAAAUGGCCCAUUCCAGACUGAAAACAAGCUGUGUAAGAAAAUGAAACCUCUGAGGAAGCUAGCAACAGCAGCUUGGAAUCUUGAUCAGCCAGUUAUUAUUGUUUUAAUUAUUCGUUGAACUGAAAAGGGACUGUCCUGAGCUGGUAAACACAAAAAAAUCUUAAAAAGUCAUCAUACUCAACAAUUUUGACGAUGAGCUCACAGGUCUUUUCAGCCAAUGAGGACGCGAGUAGAGCAGUCUUUAUCCCACAGUUAGAUGCUCCCUGAAAGCUAACAGAACAGAAUCUUGAAACUCGCUUACACAGCAGCAUAGUCUUCAAGCAACCCAAGAGAUUCAGUCCAAAAAUAUAACCUAAAUACACUUUUGUUCAGUUUAUAAUAGUAUGAAUAUCAUCUGCAGUGGUCAAUACCUGUAGAUAACAGACCUUUGGGGUAGAUGUACUAAGAUGGGCCAGUCGCAGGGCAAACAUACCGCAAUUUGCAUUUUCGUUAUGAUAAU